Molecule: messenger RNA, 2139 nt
Organism: Cicer arietinum (chickpea)
Lineage: Eukaryota; Viridiplantae; Streptophyta; Magnoliopsida; Fabales; Fabaceae
Product: aspartate--tRNA ligase 2, cytoplasmic-like
Biological process (GO): aspartyl-tRNA aminoacylation
Cellular component (GO): cytoplasm; cytosol; aminoacyl-tRNA synthetase multienzyme complex
Molecular function (GO): ATP binding; aspartate-tRNA ligase activity; RNA binding
Source: RefSeq, a predicted model, not a curated record
UUGACGUGACUGUAUAACAUAAAAUAUAAAUUAAACUCAUUUUUAAAAUUGAAGCAGUUUUUCAUUUUGUCCGUUUCAGCCAAAACGAUGUCGUCUUCGGAGUCCCAAGAGCCGCCACCCUCAUCGGAAUCAAUAAGUAAAAAGGCCGCUAAGAAGGAAGCCGCAAAGCAGGAAAAGCUCCGCCGUCGACAAGAAGUAGCCACCGCUACCUCCGCCGCCUCGAAUCUCUCCGUCGACGAUGAUCCCCUCGCCGUCAACUACGGCGACGUCCCUCUCAUAGAGCUCCAAUCGAAGACUCCGGUUGAUGUCAACGACUGGACCAAAGUCGAGGCCCUCGACGAUUCUCUGGCGAACCGGCCGGUCCAAAUUCGAGGGAGGGCGCAAACUAUUCGACCGGUGGGGAAGAAGAUGGCAUUCUUAGUUGUCAGGGAAAAUGGUUUCACCGUACAGUGUUUAGUUCAGGCACAGCCUGAUUCGGUGAGUUCGCAGAUGGUGAAAUUCGCCGCCGCGCUCAGCCGUGAGUCUGUUGUUGAUGUCGAAGGCAUUGUUUCCAUUCCGGCAGCUCCUAUUAAAGGUGCCACACAGCAGGUUGAAAUCCAAGUGAAGAAAUUGUAUUGUGUGAGUAGGGCUGUUCCUACUCUGCCGAUUAAUCUCGAGGAUGCUGCUCGAAGUGAAGUUGAAAUUGAGAAGGCUAUUCAGGCUGGUGAACAACUUGUUCGGGUGAAUCAGGAUACACGUUUGAACUUCAGAGUACUUGACCUGCGAACACCAGCUAAUCAAGGAAUUUUCCGCAUUCAGUCUCAAGUUGGAAAUGCAUUCAGACAAUUUUUAUUAGCUGAAAGCUUUGUUGAAAUCCACACUCCAAAGUUGAUUGCUGGAUCUAGUGAGGGUGGAGCUGCUGUCUUUAGACUGGACUACAAAGGGCAUCCUGCAUGCUUAGCUCAGUCACCUCAGCUUCACAAGCAAAUGUCAAUAUGUGGUGAUUUUGGUCGUGUUUUUGAGAUCGGUCCUGUGUUUAGAGCAGAAGAUUCCUUUACUCACAGGCAUCUGUGCGAGUUUACAGGUCUUGAUGUUGAAAUGGAGAUCAAGAAGCAUUAUUUUGAGGUUAUGGAUAUAGUUGACAAAUUGUUUGUCGCUAUAUUUGACAGUUUGAACCAGAAUUGUAAGAAGGAUCUCGAAGCUGUGCGGAAUCAGUAUCCGUUUGAACCUUUAAAGUAUCUGCGAAAUACUUUGCGGCUUACAUAUGAAGAAGGUAUUCAGAUGCUCAAGGAAGUUGGAGUAGAAAUCGAACCUUUUGGUGACUUGAACACUGAAGCAGAAAGGAAGCUAGGCCAACUAGUUUUAGAAAAGUAUGGAACUGAGUUCUAUAUCCUUCACCGGUACCCAUUGGCUGUAAGGCCAUUUUAUACAAUGCCUUGCUAUGACAAUCCAGAAUACAGUAACUCGUUCGAUGUCUUCAUUCGUGGUGAGGAAAUAAUUUCAGGAGCUCAGCGUGUUCACGUGCCAGAAUUUUUGGAACAGCGUGCUGAGGCUUGCGACAUUGAGGUCAAGACAAUAUCUGCUUACAUUGAUUCUUUCAGAUAUGGUGCACCACCACAUGGUGGCUUUGGAGUAGGCUUGGAGCGUGUAGUAAUGCUCUUCUGUGGCUUGAAUAACAUUCGCAAAACAUCACUUUAUCCACGUGACCCACUCAGAAUCGCCCCAUGAUAAUAUUAUUUGCGUGUUUGUUUGUGCUUUGAAAAUACUGUGGCUUUGCAUUUCAUUGAAGUUUGAAGGCAUAGCUUCACGCCAAUCAUGCAGCAAAAAUAUUGUUUCCAAGCACACUCCAUCACAACAAUGGCGUGGAUAUUGAGUCUUUUAUAUUUUCACCGGCUAUCUUGGAGUUGAUAUUAAGCACUUUGUUCAAAAUAUUUAUGAUGCUUGACUUGAUGUAGUCGUCGCCUGUCACUGCAUAUUGAAUUGCUCUCUUUUGUUUACUGUACCCACUUUAAAAAGGUCCAUCUUUUGUCUAAUCAGUAUCCAAGUGAUAAAUUUGAUCCCUUUCGGCUUUAUAUCUAGAGCUAGAGUGAUUUCUUAAUGAAGUUUUGUAUGAAUGCUUUCACAGAUCAUUAUUUGAAGCUGAUAGGUUGUUUUGACUUA